ACCGGGAGGAUGGCAUGGAUCUGGGCAGCGAUUCCUCCAGUCGCUCCAGCUCUGAGUCCAACUCAAACAAGGUGACGCCAUGCUCCGAGUACAAGUCCUCUCCCAGUCUGGAGCUGGCCGGACUGGAGGACUACGAGGAGGACGAGGACUACCAGCAGUACAAGAGGAGAGCGCUGGUAGACUGGGAGAGGGAGUACGGUGGGAGCUACGCAGACGACCAGCAUCAGGACUUCAGCCAGACCUCGGUUAACCGCCGCAGCCUGGCGGAGGAGCUCCAGAGCGCCAAAGCGCCUCUCACAGGUCCCGUACCCGAGGAGCUGAAGCAGAACGCCAACUCCAUCCUGCCCUGCGAGGGCAAGACUUCAGGCAAACCCAGCCACGGGAGCGGCGUGACGGGACGGGAAUCCGGAGAGGUAAGAGGCGGGAUCGGGCUGGGACCAUACAGAGAGGAAGAGGUGGAGGAAAGCCAACUUCCACCAAUGGACUGGGCGGCUCUGGAGAGACACUUGGCGGGCCUACAGUUCAGAGAACAGCAGAACCACAACCACGGCUUGAUCCGGACCAACUCCACCAGCGCCCAGAAGAAUGAGCGGGAGUCCAUCCGGCAGAAGCUGGCGCUGGGCAGUUUCUUUGACGAUGGGCCGGGGAUCUACAGCAGCUGCAGCAAGAGCGGCAAACCCAGCCUGUCCUCACGGCUCCAGAGCGGAAUGAACCUGCAGAUCUGCUUCGUCAACGACAGCGGCAGCGACAAAGACAGCGACGCAGAUGACAGCAAGACAGAGACCAGCCUGGACACACCGCUGUCUCCCAUGAGCAAACAGAGCUCGUCCUACUCGGACAGAGACACCACGGAGGACGAUUCGGAGUCUCUGGAGGACAUGGACUUCUUGAGCCGACAGAAGAAGCUGCAGGCCGAGGCCAAGCUGGCUCUCGCGAUGGCCAAACCCAUGGCCAAGAUGCAGGUGGAGGUGGAGAAGCAGAACCGUAAGAAGUCUCCUGUGGCGGAUCUGCUUCCUCACAUGCCGCACAUCAGCGAGUGUCUGAUGAAGCGGAGUCUGAAGCCCACGGAUCUCAGAGACAUGACGCUGGGACAGCUGCAGGUCAUCGUCAACGACCUGCACUCACAGAUCGAGGGUCUGAACGAGGAGCUGGUGCAGCUGCUGCUGAUGAGAGACGAGCUUCACAUGGAGCAGGACGCCAUGCUGGUGGACAUCGAGGACUUGACCAGGCACGCUCAGAGCCAGCAGAAGCACCUGGCGGAGAAGACGCUCUCCAAAUGAAGCCGCACGCUCUCCACACACAUCCGUUUAGACAGACACCUUUCCUUUGCUUCUGUGGUUCCUCCAGAACGUCUUGGAAACUGCCAGCGAUCGCCUCGUACACCCGUCUCAGUCCUUUACCUUUGCCACUCAAUUACAUAGAGCGGUGUGGAAACACCUGGUGAGCUGGCUGUUGAAUGUUUGAGUUGGACAGUAUUUAAGCACAGCCGGUCAGCGAUGGCUUGAAGCUGCUCGAGAGGAAACAUGCCUGCCUUGUAGUCGACGUGUAGCUCCGUGGAUGUUGAUUGUGACACGAGUCAUCUGAAUAAGUGUGUUCAUAUCAUUUUCAUUCUAUUGUAUUCAGAUUCUUUAUUUGAGGGAGAUGCUUCUGUACAGAUAUGUGUAAAAUAAGAAAAAUAAAACUUUGUUUCAUAGAC
Sinocyclocheilus rhinocerous is the source of this 1696-nucleotide messenger RNA. Its product is annotated as schwannomin-interacting protein 1-like. Gene Ontology annotation, biological process: positive regulation of hippo signaling. The transcript has 7 exons. The record is from RefSeq and is a predicted model, not a curated record. Gene Ontology annotation, cellular component: plasma membrane; cell junction. Lineage: Eukaryota; Metazoa; Chordata; Actinopteri; Cypriniformes; Cyprinidae. The coding region runs from base 15 to 1280 and encodes 421 amino acids.